UCUUUUGUUCUUUCUUUUCCUUAGGCCUUGUGCUUGAAUGUGAAGCUGCUGACAGGAGAGAUGCAUUCCCUGAACACCACUGCCAGCAGAACCAUCUGGGAACUCAAAAUCCAAAUUGCCCAAAAAUCAGGGGUGUCACCAUAUCAGCAGAAACUGGCCUGCCAAAACAGCAGUCACCUUGACCUCCGUGAUGGAGCCCAGCUGUCUGACUUUGGGCUGCAAUCUGGAGACACCAUCAUGAUGGUGGUGAAAAAUGAAGAGUCCAUUACCAUUUUCCUGAAGAAUGACAGGGGCAGAACCAGCACCUACAAUGUCAUGCCUUCAGAGAAAGUGGACAACUUCAGAGUCCGGGUUCAGCAGCAAGAGAACAUCCAGGCAGAACAGUUCUGGCUGACUUAUCAAGGGAGGUCUUUGGAGAAUGGCCAUAAACUAUCAGAUCUCAACAUUGCCCCACACGGCACCAUCUACUUAAAUCUGCGCCUGCGUGGUGGCUGGAUUGGCCAAGCUGGCCUCCUGAGCUUUGCUCAGUGUUUCUUAGAUUUUUAACAACCUUCUCAGUGCUGGGCGGGGGGGGGGGGAGGGGGAGUGGAGAGGAAACACCCACUCUUCUUAUUUGUUCAAAAACUGAUGCAGAUUCUUGUAUCUAGUCACACAAAUGUAGCCUGUUGUUGCACACAAAUAUCUGUAACCUGGGAGUAGCAAUUCCAACCAUGGCAUGAGAAGAGAGUCAGAGGAUCUUUGGCCUACCCCCGAAUGCUCUUGCAUGAAGGCUUCUUAGAAACUAUUUCUUCCUUCUAAGGCUGACAUUAAUUUAAAUUACUUGCCAGUAUUGUCUCUCUUGGGGGGCCUGAAGCAGAAGAUGGGUGGUGCCACUUCAGCAACUUUCUUCCUGUUAAUUCGUUACCAGUUGGGUGCCAGCUUGCUUUCACCCUCGUUUCCUUUCCAAGGAGUGACAGCCUGGAAAUCACAUACAGAUCAGUGAAGAACUGGAACCAGAACCAUCCAGUGCUCUAGGUCUUGGCUGAUGAAGGACAUGUCUGCCUCCGAAUGCUGCCUGUUACUGCAACUUUGUGCUCUCCCAGGUGGCUACCCCUUGCCUUUAAGUAAGGCCUGCUCCACAGUGUUACAGACCACUGCCUGUGAGUUCUGAAUUUUUCUCUUGCAAGCCAAGCAAGAUGGUUAAAACAUCUUCCCACUCUCUGUUUGGUCCUAUUUAAAUGCUCCAGUAUUGUAAUUCUGUUGAUGUAUUGCAUAAUUCUGAAUUGUAUUGUGUACUCCAUUCCUGUGUUCUGUCCUAGGUACUUUUAGCAGUUGGUAUAUUAAUACAAUUUUUCAAAAAUCACAAAAA
Molecule: messenger RNA, 1348 nt
Organism: Heteronotia binoei (common prickly gecko)
Lineage: Eukaryota; Metazoa; Chordata; Lepidosauria; Squamata; Gekkonidae
Gene: ISG15
Product: ISG15 ubiquitin like modifier
Exons: 1
Coding region: 61-546 (161 amino acids)
Biological process (GO): protein ubiquitination; modification-dependent protein catabolic process
Cellular component (GO): nucleus; cytoplasm
Molecular function (GO): protein tag activity; ubiquitin protein ligase binding
Source: RefSeq, a predicted model, not a curated record